AUGCACGACCGGGCUCCGUCGGACGGCUCUCCGGCCUCUCCGGCCGCUGCCGCCCGCGCUGCUGCCGAUCCGGUCCCUCUCACGAUCCGCACAAGCAACGACAACUUUGAGGUCGCCGGCUUUGGCCAGGCGCUCUCAUCAGCAAGUCACCCAGGCACCAACUCCUGGGCGUUUACGCUUGACUACGAAACCAUGCAGUGCAUGCAGCUCGAUCAAAACGGCGACGCCAACAUCUGGUCCCCUGGGCGAUCUUACAAUACAGAGUUUAAGAUCAAGCUUGUCAAGCUGGCACUCUCGCGGCCGAGCGGACAACGAAUCAAGCCCACCUGUCGCGAGUUCCCCGAGGUCCAGUUGAGGAAAUGGAUAAGAGCGUUCGAGGCGUCGGUGCUGGCGUCCCCCUUGGUGGGUAGCGCCCAAGCGCCCGCGACCACCGAGCCGGACGUGCAGGAUUCGGAUCCCAGCUUGGCAGUGGCUAGCGCCCAAGCGCCCGCGACCACCGAGCCGGACGUGCAGGAUUCGGAUCCCAGCUUGGCAGUGGCUGUGCCGGUGCUGGCACUCCCGCUCGCUGUGCCCUGUGGCAUCAUUAUGCAGGGCAGCUACGCCUUCGCUGCCGCCUCGCCGGCGGCUGCCUCGCCGCCCAUGCUACCCGCAUUGACCGUCCCUCCAACUGUGCGCGGGACCGCCAUCUCUCGGGAGCGGCCUGUCGUCGCGGCGGCUUCGCCAGUGGCCGCUGUAGCAGUGCUGGCAGCGCCUCCGGUUCCGGUGAUGCUGCUGGAGGCGCCGGCGCCGGCCGAGGCAGAAGCUGCUGAGGACUUGCUACUGCUGAGUCGGUGA
Messenger RNA from Emiliania huxleyi CCMP1516, 834 nucleotides. RefSeq lists its product as hypothetical. The transcript has 5 exons. Lineage: Eukaryota; Haptophyta; Isochrysidales; Noelaerhabdaceae. The record is from RefSeq and is a predicted model, not a curated record. Bases 1 to 834 code for a protein of 277 amino acids.